Messenger RNA from Vollenhovia emeryi, 2597 nucleotides. RefSeq names its product transmembrane protein 209. Gene Ontology annotation, cellular component: membrane. The record is from RefSeq and is a predicted model, not a curated record. The coding region runs from base 148 to 1752 and encodes 534 amino acids. The transcript is spliced from 8 exons. Lineage: Eukaryota; Metazoa; Arthropoda; Insecta; Hymenoptera; Formicidae.
AAGAUUCGCCGAACUGUUGGCAGCAGUUUCAAAACACGUUCGAACCGGAGUCGCCGAAGCGGGAGAAAGUAAUAUAAUAGUCCUCUCAGAAUUCAGGGUAAUAACAGUAACUGCUCAACGUUAGUGUGACUAGAUAGAUUUUUCAACAUGAGUAAUUUUCACUCUCCCAUGAAAUGCAUAUCUUCCAACGCAAGAGUUUUAACGCCCAAGCCGCAGGUGCAACAGUUACUGGAGCUGAGACAAACGCAGAGCAAAGCCCGGCACAGUAUCAUAUGGUUCUUUGUCAAUAGCGUGUUGUUGAGCAUCGUAAUGUUUGACAUAUUCUACGGCGGAUGGAUAUACAAACCGGUUUACUGGAUCGAGUGGUGUUUAGCAUCUAUAUUUGCUUUGAAUGCUUUGUACCACGUUGUACACUAUACCUGGGCCACCUUGAGUCUGAAGCCGAUUACACUCGGCCCUAAACAAAGGCCGCUUUUAGGAGUCUCGGAAGAUGAUCCCCUGUUCAGGGACGAGGUGCCGCAGAGGCAGACGACUCCGGAGCCGAGUCCCUCGUUGAACUUGUCCUGCAUAAGCCUUAACAGGCGUUCAACGACUCUUGGCUCGUCAGUUCUGAGCGACAAGGAUUACUCGACAUCAGUUCCAUUUCUUAAAUACAGCAAUUUGGCAUCUCCUAGAGCGAUCAUGUGCUCCAAUGGAUCGCUCAAUAAAUCUACCAACAUUUCUUUAAACAACAGCCUGGCGAACGAGGAUCUCAUUCAGGACGAAUGUGAACUUGAGAGUUAUCUCAAAGAGGUCGAGCAGCAGAGAAAGUGUGCAUUAUCCACGAACGUCGAUCAGCCCUCUAAUCUCUUGAGUUCCUUCUGGUCUCAUCCUGCUACUCGAAGCCCUAGCGAGGUAUCGCCAUUGUUAAGAAGAUGCGCUUAUCAACUUGCACCUACAAUAGAUAAAACAAAAGCGACCAGCCCGGCUGAGGAAGGAAGUUCUCCCAGAGGCACAUUUGGUGCACUAGAUAUAUGGAGAAAGUACAGAAUUGAUUCCAACAAAGUGAACGAAUGGACAGCUAAUCUUCGGAUGUGGAUCAGCAAGACAGUCGUCGAACGUGUGGCUUUGGAAAUUGACGACAUAUGCGCAACAUUAGUACGCCACGGCUUGAGCGACUCGCAGCCGGGCCACGUAGGGCUGGAUAGACUCAGGAAACUCGCACAAGCGCAAUUUUUUGUCUGUGUGAUUCCUACUUUGCCAACGUUGGUCCCCUUCCUGGAGCUCUGCAAUAAUCAGGAGUACCUUGUGAAGAGAAUAAAAGCACUUGCAAAGGGAGGAUCCAUGAGCGAAUUUAAAUGGAACGGUGGUGGAUCUCACAAUGGUAAAGAAUGGGACUCUAGCCUGCCAACGGAUUCUGCGAUAAUAAUGCAUCUAAUUUCGACCUACAUGGACACACAAUUGGAAGCGCCCUUGGAUCAACCGGACGCCAGGCCGUUUACAUCGAGAUAUAUGGCGAGAUCUGGCAUGGAACUGCCGCGAAACAAGGGCCCGAUAAUAGUCUGUCAAUCUAUAAAUCCACCGCACUACAGCCUAGCACUGUCCGGCGAUUCUCUUCCGAGCGACUACGAGGAAGUACAACGGGGACGCAAUAAUUUGUUCCACACACUCUUACUCUUUUUAUACAUAGUCAAAACGCGAGAUCAUGGCAUGUUAGGACGAGUUAAUGCAGGAUCUUCCGGAAUCAAUAUCCUAUGGGUGAUAGACGGCUAAACGCAAACAAUUUUCGUAUUUGCUGGCUAAUGGAGAUAAUAGGACAAAAAAAAUUGACCAUAAUACAGGAUCAGACUUUCUAUAAGACUGUGUUUAAUAUGUUGCCCGUGAUAUGUCAUAUUGUUUGUGUAUAUAGUAUUGAUUUAACAAAAGGCGACUAAAUAAAUGUUCAUAUUCUAAAAAGGUUGGUUACAUUGACAAUGAGCACUCAAAUGAUUUCUUUAUUCUUGUUGCUAUAUUUGAAGAUAAUAGAAAUUACGAUCUCUGUUAUAAGUUUGCGAUUCUUUCUGCUUGUAAUUCUUUAAUGACAAAUACCAACCUAUGUAUCUCUCUUGCCAAAAUCUUGUCAGAACUGAUAGUUCGUCAAACGUCUGUGAAAAAUGUACAUACUGCAAUUGAAGAUGUUUCGUUAGUUAUAACUAUUGUAAGAUUACUCAUUGUCAAUCGUUAUCACUUGCGUAAAAAUUCGAAUAAUCAUUUCAAUCAAUUUUUUACACGCCUGAUAAGACGAAAGGAAGAAAUGUAAAAGAAACAAUCGAUUAUACGUGUGAACUUCUCUUUCUUAUUGUUACAAUCAACUUAUCAUUGAAACAUAUUCAAUAAUGAUUCGAUGAUAGAGUAAAUCGUACUUAAAAGAAGUUCUACAAUUUAUAAAUUGUACUAUUCUUUGGAUUACUCUUAUAAUGUAAAAUUGCAAAGGGGAUUGUUUCAUCACGAACCAAUUGUAUACAACAAAUUUAGUAACUCCGAUAUAACCAUAAACCACGAUGUAAGAUUAGAACAAAUACUUUAUUUAUUAUAACAAAAACUUUGUAAGUAAUAAGAAUAAAGAAUCAUGUCUCACA